This is a messenger RNA of Aspergillus oryzae RIB40, 552 nucleotides long. RefSeq lists its product as uncharacterized. The record is from RefSeq and is a predicted model, not a curated record. Lineage: Eukaryota; Fungi; Ascomycota; Eurotiomycetes; Eurotiales; Aspergillaceae. Bases 1 to 552 code for a protein of 183 amino acids. The transcript has a single exon.
AUGAUCAGUCAUAUCGCGUUCUUCUUUGCCUCUGUAUUAGCGGCAUCGCUUGGAAUUUCCGUCAAUGUCAAUUCUUCCAAUCUUCGUGAGGUCUACCAGUUCCCACAUGGCACUUGGGUGGAGAAUAUUGCCGUAAGGUCUAAUGGCAACCUGUUAGUAACACUGGUGAACGUUCCAGAAGUCUGGGAGGUGUUUCCAUCUGCCCAGGCUGGAGCCAGUGGGGCGCGUCUUGUUCACCAUUUCACUAACGAAGGAAUGUCCACGAGCAUUACUGAGCACUCACCAGAUAUGCUUGCCCUAAUUACCCCGAAUACCGUUUGGAAGAUGGAUCUGAAUGCGGGCAGAGAAGCAAGCCCGGUCCGAGUAGCAACUCUGCCGGGCGGAAAUCUCAACGGUAUGGCGACACUGGACCAAGAGCUUGGUAGGGUGGCAAUCUCCGACUCCGAGUUUGGGCUGGUAUGGGUCGUGAUACACAUACUGGAAAGGUCACGGUCAUCCUCCGGGACGAAACCACAUGGCGAAUACGAAGGAAGGCCCAUCUCUUCUAUCUAA